Molecule: messenger RNA, 928 nt
Organism: Arachis ipaensis
Lineage: Eukaryota; Viridiplantae; Streptophyta; Magnoliopsida; Fabales; Fabaceae
Product: ubiquitin-conjugating enzyme E2-23 kDa
Source: RefSeq, a predicted model, not a curated record
AAAACUUCAUCUUCUCCCAAUUCCAUUUCUCUCUCUCUCUCUCUCUCUCUCUCUCUCUCUCUCUCUAAAGAGAAGUAAAGAACAAAGUGAAAGAGAAAAAAAAGGGAAAAAACAUGUCCUCCCCAAGCAAGCGGCGAGAGAUGGACCUUAUGAAACUGAUGAUGAGUGAUUACAAGGUGGAGAUGAUCAAUGAUGGAAUGCAAGAGUUUUAUGUCCAUUUCAAUGGACCUAAUGAGAGUCCUUAUCAUGGAGGUGUUUGGAAAGUAAGAGUUGAGCUGCCAGAUGCUUAUCCUUAUAAAUCUCCUUCCAUAGGCUUUGUUAAUAAGAUCUAUCAUCCAAAUGUCGAUGAGAUGUCAGGAUCGGUUUGUCUAGAUGUUAUCAAUCAAACCUGGAGCCCCAUGUUUGAUCUUGUCAAUGUGUUUGAGGUUUUUCUUCCACAACUUCUGUUAUAUCCGAAUCCAUCAGACCCCUUGAAUGGAGAAGCUGCUGCUUUAAUGAUGCGUGAUCGAGCUUCUUAUGAUCAAAGGGUUAAAGAAUAUUGUGAGAAGUAUGCUAAGGCUGAAGACAUAGGAGAUGCAACAGAAGACAAGUCUAGUGAUGAUGAGGAACUAACUGAAGAUGAAUAUGAUUCAAGUGAUGAACAAGUGGCUGGUAAGGCAGAUCCAUAGUAGCCUUAUUAUGAUGCCAUUGUUCACUCACAAAUCACAAUGUAAUGUUAAUUAUUACCUGUAAAAUGUAAAUUAUGUUCUAGUUAUUAUAUGUUAAUUAACAUCCUCAUUACAUGGAAAUGAACUUUGAUUGUUGUUAUUGGUAGGGGGGGAAUUCUCCUCCCUUGUUCUUAGCUAGUCAAUGUAAAUAAUGAUGCAACAUUUGAUUUCCUAAUGUAAUGUAGUUCUCUUGUUCAAUCCAUAAGCUAUUUUUGCAGUAA